AAAUGUUUAUCCAGCUAUAUAAUUGUUUGAAUAAAUGCAUAUAGAUAUAACGUGUCCUGGUUAUGACAAAAGGUACAAAAUGUAAUAUAAAGGCUAUAUUUAGUUGCAAAUCAACAUGUUUAAUGCUUACCAAGCAAUGAAAAUCAACCCUUUUUUUAGGAAAAUAGCUCAAAGAUACUAAUGCAAAACAAGAUUAAAAUCAAUGAUUCAAACCAGGUUUUUCUCCCAGAUGAUUUAAACCAGGAAUAAAAUUGUUGAUUGAAAUCACAUUGAAUUGUAUCAAUCCACCUAGCUCAGGAGAGCUGGGGUCAAUUUCCUGGCUCUGAAAUGUACUCCUUGUUUGAGUAACUUAAUCUCCCCUAAAAAAACAACAAGGAGUCCGGUGGCACCUUAAAGACUAACAGAUUUAUUUGGCCAUAAGCUUCAGAUACAUCUGAAGAAGUGAGGUUUUAUGCCCAAAUAAAUCUGUUAGUCUUUAAGGUGCCACCAGACUCGUUGUUUUUGUAGAUACAGACUAACAUGUCUACCCCCUGAUACUUAAUCUCCCCUGUGUCUCAGGUGUCUCCGGUGUGCAUUGGUAAAAGAAGGGUAAUAAUCUGUCCUGCCUAUUAAGAUUGUAAACUGUCCAUCGGCGCCCAGGAGCAGCAGGUGGGAGCUAUGGGGAGACACGCACUGGAUGGAGAGAUCCUGGCACUGCGCAAAGUGUCGUUAAUCCCACGUCGCGAUGCCCCGUCAAACACCCCUCGGGGGUGAAAUGUGGGUUGAUUUUGCCAAUGCCGAACCCUUCGCUCUGCGACAGCCCAGAUCUCUGGCAGCCCCGGGAAGGGUCGGGGGCUGGCUGUGGGUGUUGCCAGGUAACCCCUCUUCUGUGCUUUGGGGGGUGCUAUUAGGGCUCCGAAAGCAGAUGGGGGGAUCGGACCCCGCAGUUAGCUCCAGGCUGCACGGGACUGGGUGAGAGAAAUGCCCAUGAACAGCUGGCCAGGAGAAGGGGGAUCCCGGAAAGCUCAUUAGCAGGUGGGUUCACUGAUUGGUUUAAUGCAUGUUCUCGGCAGUGCUGGCACCGUAAGCACCCAGGUGCUGCUUGGGGGGAGCUGGGCAGGGCCGGAGCUGUGGGGCUCACAGGGCUUGUAGCCUCUGAGGGGGUGGGAAAGCAACCGGCUCGGCCAGUCUGACUUGCUGGGGACAGCACAGUGCCAACAGGAAACCGGGCAGCCUGGAGCACCCGGCAGGAGGGAGAGCGAGGCGGGUCCCUGCCCACGAGAGGUAGUGCCUGGCAUGCCAGGAGCCCAGGGCGGGUGCCCUUUAGGUUUGCCAACUCUCCAGAAUUGGCCUGGAAUCUCCAGGAAUUAAAGAUGACUCUUUAAUUAAAGAUUAUGUCAUGUGAUUAAAUCUCCAGGAAUACGUCCAGCCAAAAUUGGCAACUCUAGUGCCCUGGCCGGCCCACGGAGGGGCAGGACCGAUGCAGUUGCCCUGAGCGGUGACACCAUCAUUGUCCCUUCCUCAGCUACACGGAGCUCCGGCCAUCACCUAGCCUGGGACGGCUACAGCCCCCUCCCCCCCCCCCCGCUGUGCCAUGAGGAUAACAGCGCCUGGCGCUAGGGUUGCCAGGUGUUCGGUUUUUGAUGGCAACGGCGGGUUGAAAAGGGAUCCUGGCCACUCCGGUUAAAAGUUCAGUUGCCUCUUCAGGUCCAAGGAAGCUGCUGGCAUCUCCCUCUGGCUCCUAGGCUUAGGGGUGUUCACGGGAGCUCGGCAUGCUACUCCCCUGACCCCCAGCUCUGGCUCCACAUCUCCCAUUGGCUGGGAACUGCAGGGGGGCAGCACCGGCAGAGCAACGGCAGCGCGCAGAGCCGCCUGGCCACACCGCCGCCUAGGAGACAGAGGGAAAUGCUGGCAGCUUCUCGGGUGCCGCCUGAGGCUGCCCCCGCAUCAUCUCACGCCGACAGUGGGGGGCCCAGCCCCCAAGAAGCAGGGUCCCUAUGAGGACCCCAGUGCCCUACGUCAUCAUCCACCACACGGCAGGGAAUCCCUGCACCUCACAGGCCUCCUGCAGCCGGCAGGUCAGGGGCAUCCAGAACUACCACAUGGACACCCGGCGCUGGCCCGACAUCGGCUACAACUUCCUGAUCGGCGAGGACGGCAACGUCUACGAGGGCAGAGGCUGGAGCACCGUGGGGGCCCACGUCAUGUACUGGAGCGCCAAGUCGCUGGGAUUCAGCUUCCUGGGCAACUUCUCCAGCAGAGCCCCCAACGCUGCCGCCCUGAACGCCGCCAAGAGCCUGAUCCAAUGCGCCGUCAACAGGGGCUCCCUAAGCAGCAGCUACACCCUGAAGGGGCAUCGCAACGUGAGCCAGACCGACUGCCCCGGGAACGCCCUCUACAAUGUCAUCACCCAGUGGCCCAGGUUCAAAGCCUGAGUCCCUGCAGCCUCGGGGCAGCCCCUGCGCCCAUCACUGACCCCGCCUGCGGCUUCUGCCUGCCCAAGCAGCACCUCCGCCCCCCAGCAGGGGGCAGCCUCGUGCUUCCUGCCCACCUGCUGCCUCCUGGGGCCUGGAGAGCAGGGAUCUGAGAGUUGGGGUUACGCUCCCGUCUCCCCUGGGCUCUGCUGCCGUCACCCCAGGGGGCUCAGAUUUCUAAUGGUGCCUUGGAGCCAACUGCCUCCCCCAGGUGGCUUCCUGCGGCAGAGGCCAGGCCUAGCCCCUCGCUCCCGCCCAGAACGGACACGUCGGCUCAGCCCGGGUCCACACACAGCCAGGCCCAGGGUCUGACAGCAUCCAGGGGGUGGGGCCAAUCCUCAGCCGAGCUCCAUGGCGACGGCCCUGCCAAUCCCUGGGCAGCUCAGGGAAUGUCGCCUCCAUUCCCGUGUUAAACGUCUGAGCAAUUCUCACUUCCAGAGUCAAACCCUCCUCUGCCCCCAGCCCCCGACAUCUGCAGCAAAUUCAGCUGGACUCCCCCAGAAAUUGGUCGCUAUUUACCCCACCCCACAAAGGGAACCCCAGUGUCCCUGAGCCCUGACCCGCAGCUCGGCCUGGCCCCUGCAGGGGCUGGCUCUCAAAGCUUUCAGCCCCAGCCCCUUUCGCUCUGACAGUCCAUUCCCGCCAGCCUCUCACCGAGGGGGGGCGAAGUGUUUGGAUCUUCACGCGGCAGGUGCCUGGGAAGGACCCGGCGGGUGGUUCGCAGAGACCCACAAAGGGGUUUUAAUUCAAGUGCGAU
Molecule: messenger RNA, 3210 nt
Organism: Malaclemys terrapin pileata
Lineage: Eukaryota; Metazoa; Chordata; Testudines; Emydidae
Product: peptidoglycan recognition protein 1-like
Exons: 4
Coding region: 1977-2414 (145 amino acids)
Biological process (GO): peptidoglycan catabolic process; innate immune response
Molecular function (GO): zinc ion binding; N-acetylmuramoyl-L-alanine amidase activity; peptidoglycan binding
Source: RefSeq, a predicted model, not a curated record